AUGUUUCUCACAAAAUGUUUCACGUCAGUGAAGACGGUCGUACACGGGUUUUUCGUCAACUUCUUCCCAAAGAACUUUCCAAAGCGCAAAUUGUUACCUUUGCUCUUGAUGCUUCUUAUUGAGGCGAUGUCGCAAACCAUCAUAAAUUCGUAUGUUGGGUAUUUAAUAGUAGACAUGGGGAUGGCUUCAACGACCAAUGAAUCUGGGAAAUAUAGUGGGUGGUUAGUCUCCUCCUUUUCCAUUGCGCAAUUUCUGAGUUCGUUUUUCAUCGGUUCGCUCUCCGACAAUUUUGGAAGACGGCCGAUACUUCUAGGUGGGACUUUUGGUAUUGCAAUAUGUAACGUUUUGUUUGGGUUCUGUACGAACUAUUACUAUGCCAUCUCAAUCCGACUUUUGAACGGGUUUUUAAAUGGUAACGUCGGAGUGAUCAAGUCAUAUAUGGGAGAAUUGACUGAUGACUCCAACAGAACGCAAACAUUCAACUUCAUAGGGCUGACAUGGUCUGUCGGGGCUGUUUUUGGUAACUUUAUGGGUGGUGUGUUGUAUAACCCCGUCAGACUCUACCCGUCCCUUUUUGGCUCGUCUCACUUUUUUUCCUUGUUUCCCGCUUUGUUACCACAACUGGUCGUCACCUUUUUGGGGUUCUUUGGACUUUCUCUCGCGUAUUUCUAUUUACUUGAAAACGAAAGAAAAGUCGACGAGCAUGCGGUGCAGUCGAAUAAGUUCUACUCGAUCCUCAACUCGCUCAAAAACACGUUUACUGGGAUGUUCCACUUUUUUAGAAAAUCGAACUUGUGGAGCUUGUUUUGCUCGUUUGAGUACUUUUUGUUGGGGUUUGGCCACACGACAUAUAUGACCAUCUUCCCGUUAUUAAUGAUAGCGUCUGUCGGCAAAGGUGGGUUUGGGCAGACAACAAAGGAAGUUGGCUACUUCUCUGCUAUAUCGAGUGUAGCGGGGUUCUUUACAACAGUGUUUUGUUAUAAGCCAUUAGUACACCUCUUAGGAAUUCGCUACGGAUACUUCUUCACGACGUUUUGUACGGCGUUGUUCUAUGGAAUGUACCCAUCACUUGAAGGGUUGAAUGGGUCGAGUGUUCCCGUGAAAUGGCUCUUUUACUCGCUCAAUGCUUUUUGUUGGAAUUUAGUCUCCCAAUGUUCAUUCAGUUCAAUAUUCACUUUGAUCGUGAAUGGUGCAGAUAAAGAUUCGUUGGGAUCCGCAAAUGGAGUGGCUCAAAGUAUGGCGUCUUUUGGUCGAGUCUUAGGUCCUAUAAUGAUCUCACCAUUGUUAUCUUGGGGGCUUACAAAUGGGUUGUCGUAUCCAAUCAACCAAUACCUUCCUUUCUAUAUCAUCACAUGUAUCGGGCUCUUCAACGCCUUUCUUAUAUUAUUAACACCACGCUCCCUCAGUUUCACAAAAUCUGCCAACAAAAGUGAAGAAAAGAACUACACCGAACUCAAAGAAACAAAAAUCGAACUGGAAGAAGAAAUCGGAAAUGAGGAAAAAACGGCAAUGGAUUUGGAUCAUGCAAUCACAACACCUUCACCUCUCCCAAUCCAUCCUUCAAGUACAACUCCGGAUUCUAAAAUUGAUUCAAAAUAG
Molecule: messenger RNA, 1599 nt
Organism: Entamoeba invadens IP1
Lineage: Eukaryota; Evosea; Mastigamoebida; Endamoebidae
Exons: 1
Coding region: 1-1599 (532 amino acids)
Biological process (GO): transmembrane transport
Molecular function (GO): transmembrane transporter activity
Source: RefSeq, a predicted model, not a curated record